Molecule: messenger RNA, 4329 nt
Organism: Engraulis encrasicolus (European anchovy)
Lineage: Eukaryota; Metazoa; Chordata; Actinopteri; Clupeiformes; Engraulidae
Gene: ppfibp1b
Product: PPFIA binding protein 1b
Exons: 30
Coding region: 171-3230 (1019 amino acids)
Biological process (GO): neuromuscular junction development
Cellular component (GO): presynaptic active zone
Molecular function (GO): protein binding
Source: RefSeq, a predicted model, not a curated record
UCCAAGAUCUUUACCGUCAUGGCGCAGGCGAGGGGAUACCACGGACAACGAGACGAGCAAAGUGGACUAAGUUAAAAUAAGGAAAAGACAACAUUUGUAUUGCGUAUUGGACGCCCGCUGAUCAAACAAUCAUUUCUCUUGUUGUAUUGGCUUGCGGCUGACCCGCCACCAUGAUGUCAGACGCCAGUGAGAUGUUGGCCGCCGCACUGGAGCAGAUGGAUGGCAUCAUCGCAGGCUCCAAGGCGCUGGACUACUCCAAUGGUAUGUUUGAUUGCCAGUCCCCGACGUCUCCCUUCAUGGGGGGCCUGAGGGCACUGCACCUCCUGGAGGACCUGCGGGGGGUGCUGGAGAUGAUGGAUAUGGAGGAAAGGGAGGGACUACGCUGCCAGAUCCCCGACUCCACUGCAGACAGCCUGGUGGAGUGGCUCGGAGGACCACUGACCAACGGCCACAUCCCCAUGAGUGCCGACCUUUACCAGGACAGACUUGCUCGUUUCGAGAGUGACAAAGAAUCCCUUGUACUUCAGGUGAGUGUGCUGACAGACCAGGUGGAAGCACAGGGGGAGAAGAUCCGUGACCUCGACCUGUGCCUAGACGAGCACCGUGACAAGCUCAACACCACAGAAGAGAUGCUGCAACAGGAGCUGCUGUGCCGGUCAGCGUUGGAGACCCAGAAGCUGGACCUGAUGACGGAGAUCUCCACCCUGAAGCUGAAGCUGGGCUCCAUGGAGAAGGACCGCCUGGACUACGACGAGCAGUUCAGAGACGGAGAGACUUUAAUCCUGGAGAUCAAUGAGCUGAGGUACAGGGUGUCUGAGAUGGAGGGCGAGAGGAUGCAGUACGAGAAGAAGCUCAAGUCAACAAAGUCGCUAAUGGCUAAGCUGUCUAGCCUGAAAAUCAAAAUGGGCCAGAUGCAGUAUGAGAAACAGAGGAAGGAACACAAAAUCGAGGCACUAAAGGAGGAGCUGCUGGUGCUGAGGCAGCAUCUGGAUGGGAGAGAUGGUGAACUGAGGAGGCUACAGGAUGAGACGGGCUCCAGAUCAACUACGCCUGCUGGAGCAGACGGUAUAGAAAGAGUCUCCCUCACAGAGGAAACUUAUAAAAAGAGGCUGAAAGAGAAACAUGUGGAAGUGCAGAGGAUGAAGAAGGCAAUGGAGUCGUUAAUGGCGGCCAAUGAAGAGAAGGACCGCAAGAUUGAGGACCUUCGUCAGUCACUAGCGCGGUAUAAGAAAGUGCAGGAAAUGGUCAUGUCAGUACAAGGUAAAAAAGAGAAAGUGAGAGAUGGAGAGAGUGAUGGGAACCACAGUGACAGCUCGGGCUCGGUGUCAACGGCCCUUUCGAUCGCCAUGGAAGCAGAGAAGCUGGCUCUGGCCGGCCUGGAGGAGGUGGCAGCGGCAGGGCUGGCUCAGGACGAGGAGUCGUCGCUCACGCCAACUCCACCCAUCAGGCCAGAGCCCUCACAGAGCCUGGAACAGGAGGCCCCACAGCCAGAGAUUUCCUCUGAACCGCUCACAUCUGGCAGUCAGGAGCACCUGGAUGGGAGUGCGAGUGCGAGUGAGAGGAGGCCGUUGGCUGUGCAGGACAGGCCAUCGGAGGCAAACGACAGCCUGUUUCUUCUUCUCAAGAGCAAAGCUCAGGAGGAGAUGAACAAGAUCACCUGUCUGCCCCCCAAGUCUCCCCCCACCACCCGUAAGACCCCCUCGGCCACCGCGGAGGAGGAGCCAGGCAGCUUUGGCACCAAGAAGGCACGCUCCUCUUUCGGCCGCGGCUUCUUCAAGGUCAAAGGAGGCAAGAGGACGUCCAGCACCCCCAACCUGGACCGCGGGCGAAGUGCGAGCGCCCCCAUGCUAGCGGAGACGGAGCGGGAGGGCACAGACCACCUGGACCUGGCUGGGAUGCCCCAGCGCUCGGCAGACGGCGACAGCACAAACACACUGUCCACUACGCCAGACGGCAAGAAGAAGUCAAAGGGAAUCAAGGCUUUGUUUGGAAAGCUGCGAAGGAGCCAGUCGACCUCCUUCAACCUGGACGACAACCUGCCUGAAGGGGAGUUCAAGAGGGGAGGCGUGCGGGCCACAGCGGGACCCCGGCUGGGAUGGUCACGGGACCUCCAAACCACCAAGGGUGAGCUGGACACACCGUUUGCGCGCUGGAGUCGAGAGCAGGUGUGUGAGUGGCUGCAGGAGCAGGGUCUGGGGCUGUACGUGAGCCUGGCACGCCAAUGGAUAUCCUCAGGACAGACACUACUGCAGGCCUCACAGCACGAUCUAGAGAAGGAGCUGGGUAUAAAGCAUCCUCUGCAUAGGAAGAAGCUGCAGCUGGCCCUCCAGGCCCUGGGCUCAGAAGAGGAGGACAACAAGGGGAAGCUGGACUACCACUGGGUUACUAGGUGGCUGGAUGACAUUGGGCUGCCCCAGUACAAGAGCCAGUUUGAUGAGGCCAGAGUGGACGGCCGAAUGCUACACUACAUGACUGUGGAUGACCUGCUGUCUUUGAAGGUGGGCAGUGUGCUGCAUCACCUGAGCAUCAAGAGGGCCAUCCAGGUGCUGCGCCUCAACAGCUAUGAGCCCAACUGCCUGAGAAGAAGACCCUCAGAUGAGAGCAACAUCAGCCCUGCGGAGAUCUCCCAGUGGACCAACCACCGGGUGAUGGAGUGGCUGCGGUCAGUGGACCUGGCGGAGUACGCGCCCAACCUCAGGGGCAGCGGCGUGCACGGGGGGCUAAUGGUCCUGGAGCCGCGCUUCAACGUGGAGACCAUGGCCCUGCUGCUGAACAUCCCCCCCAACAAGACGCUGCUGCGGAGGCACCUGGCCACACACUUUACCCUGCUGGUGGGCACCGAGGCCCAGCAGUCCAAGCAGGAGUGCGUGGAGCACCCCGACUACACACUGCUCACGGCCACCGCCAAGGUCAAGCCCAGGAAGCUUGGCUUUGGCACGCUGCGUAAGAAGAAGCAGGAGGAGCGUGAGGAGUAUGUGUGCCCCAUGGACGUGGAGAUGCCCAAGGGCCGUAGCUUCCAGAAGGGCUACCGGGGGAUGGAGCUGCAGAUAUACGAGGACGACCUGGACCGCCUAGAACAGAUGGAGGACUCUGAAGGCACAGUCAGGCAAAUAGGAGCUUUCUCCGAGGGAAUCAAUAACCUGACGAGCAUGUUGAAAGACGAUGAGUUUUUCAAAGAGAUCUCGAGCUCCCCCAACCCCAGCGUGACUGACGACGACUCAAAUGUGUGAGGAGAGCCGGGGCCGGGGUAGGGAAGGGGUGAUCACCCGGGCACCCACACCUCUUAAUGAUGCUGCUGUGAUGACCGUGCCAAACCUGUGCCAACAUGGACCCUCACCUCUCCCUCAAAUCGAGCCUAGUACCAACCCCCCUCUCCCUUCAAGCCAGUGCCAGUCUGCAUUGCACCCUCCCCCUUCCUCCCUCUCAGCAUCCUCUACAAAGCUCAAUAACUUGCUGUGUGAUCAGCACCACCUCGCCUCUGUGUCACACUAAGGCCAUGAUGUCAGCAUUCAUAUCAUGUAGCACAGCAUCACUCCUUGUUCUCAGUGUUUCCAUGCCAACUAAGAGUCGCCCAUUUUAACUAAAAUGCAUUUCAGAUGUCUGUGUAUUUAACCGUACCGGUCCAACAACCUCUGAUUCCAUUUAAUGUGUUAAAAAAAUGUGAGUCUUCUCCUUGCAUUUCACCUACCUACGUACCAGCUGGUUCCUGGAAAUAUUUUUUAUUAUGGCAUUUUUUUACUAUUAAAAAUUCUACAUCUAUAGCCCCAUUUUUAUAACCCCAAUAGCACAAUGACACUUUUUGUCUGUCUGAUCUGAAUAUUGGUGGAGUAUCAAAACUGAUUUUAUAGAAAAGGGUCAGAUUUUUUUUAAAGAAUUAAGAACCGUUUUUAUGGUUAUUGUGCUACUGAAAUUUGCAUCUUUUGUGAGUCUAAUGCCAAAACGUCAUGUGUGUCUGCCUUAUUUGGGAAAUGCUGCUUUGGAAGCUCGACAUAAUGCAUACCUCUGCAUGCAUUCUCACCAAACAUACCCAACAUGUUACCCAUCAUGGCGAAGCCCACUGCCUGGUUGCAAAGUGUCAUUGCAUGUUAUUCCUCAUGUCCCGUUCUGCCAAGAUAUCGCGCAUGUCCUAAGAGAGAGACAUAAUCAAUUCUAUAUCAGUAAUAACAAAGAUGUGUUAUUGAAUCAUGUUGACUGUUACUAUGUAAAAACUAUACAGAGAGGCUGUGUUUGUAGGGCUUAAUGUCCUAACCACAUAAAGAAGAAAAGAAACGUGUACUGUGUCCACUUUUAUCUGUUUCUAUCAGGUCAAUAAAAAUAUUGAAGCAAAGG